AGUGUUUUGUCGUUUGCACAAUGGCGUGUGUCUGCCAGUAGAUGGCAGUAAUACGUUGAGUGCUGCCAGCUUUUUCUUUCUUUUUUUUUUUCUUUCCUUUUUUUUUUUUUUCCUUCCAGGGCCGUUUUCUGAUAUAUGUUGGGUACCAUAGAGUGAAUCUCAGAACAGGAAGCGGAGGCAUAAGCAGAGAGGAUUCUGGAAAGGUCUCUUUGUUUUCAUGCCCACAGAGAAAGCAAGAAAAAAAAAAUUGAAUGUAAUUUGCAAAUCCCUGUGGUCAAAUCUGAAGAACUACAGGGGGUGGCACGUUCCAUUCUAACCAUCUUGGAUGCUGUCCUUUGUUGAGCUGUGAUUCCUAAGGCUCUCCAUCAGGCAAUUCUUAUGCAAGAAGCUAAACGCAAUUAAAUGUGCAGGAUGAAAAGAUGGCCCAGGCACUGCUGGUACCCCCGGGACCUGAGAGCUUCCGCCUUUUCACUCGAGAAUCUCUUGCUGCUAUCGAAAAGCGUGCUGCAGAAGAGAAAGCCAAGAAACCCAAGAAAGAACAAGACAUUGAUGAUGAGAACAAACCAAAGCCAAACAGUGACUUGGAAGCUGGGAAGAACCUUCCAUUUAUCUAUGGAGACAUACCUCCAGAGAUGGUGUCAGAGCCUUUGGAGGACCUGGAUCCCUACUAUGUCAGUAAGAAAACUUUUGUAGUGUUGAAUAAAGGGAAGGCAAUCUUUCGAUUCAGCGCCACCUCCGCCUUGUAUAUUUUAACUCCACUAAACCCUGUUAGGAAAAUUGCUAUUAAGAUUUUGGUACACUCUCUAUUCAGCAUGCUUAUCAUGUGCACUAUUUUGACCAACUGUGUAUUUAUGACAUUGAGCAAUCCUCCAGACUGGACAAAGAAUGUAGAGUAUACAUUCACUGGGAUCUAUACCUUUGAGUCACUCAUAAAGAUCUUGGCAAGAGGAUUUUGCUUAGAAGAUUUCACAUUCCUUCGUGACCCAUGGAACUGGCUGGAUUUCAGUGUCAUCGUGAUGGCAUAUGUGACAGAGUUUGUGGACCUGGGCAAUGUCUCAGCGUUGAGAACGUUCAGAGUUCUCCGAGCAUUGAAAACAAUAUCAGUCAUUCCAGGUUUAAAGACCAUCGUGGGGGCCCUGAUCCAGUCAGUGAAGAAGUUGUCUGACGUCAUGAUCCUCACUGUGUUCUGUCUCAGUGUGUUUGCUCUGAUCGGGCUGCAGCUGUUCAUGGGCAACCUGAGGAAUAAAUGCUUGCAGUGGCCCCCAAGCGAUUCUGCUUUUGAAACCAACACUACUUCCUUCUUCAAUGGCACAAUGGGCUCAAAUGGGACAUUUGUUAAUGUAACAAUGAGCACAUUCAGCUGGAAGGAUUAUGUCGCAGAUGACAGCCACUUUUAUGUUUUGGACGGACAAAAAGAUCCUUUGCUCUGUGGAAAUGGCUCCGAUGCAGGACAAUGUCCAGAAGGGUACAUCUGUGUGAAGGUUGGACGAAACCCCAACUAUGGCUACACAAGCUUUGACACAUUUAGCUGGGCCUUCUUAUCCCUGUUUCGACUCAUGACCCAAGACUACUGGGAGAAUCUUUACCAGUUGACAUUGCGUGCAGCUGGGAAAACCUACAUGAUAUUUUUCGUCCUGGUAAUUUUCCUGGGCUCAUUUUAUUUGGUGAACUUGAUCCUGGCUGUGGUGGCCAUGGCCUAUGAAGAACAGAACCAGGCCACGUUGGAGGAGGCAGAGCAGAAGGAGGCGGAGUUUCAGCAGAUGCUGGAGCAACUUAAGAAGCAGCAGGAAGAAGCUCAGGCAGUGGCUGCAGCCUCGGCGGCAUCCCGAGACUUCAGUGGGAUAGGAGGGUUAGGAGAACUUCUGGAGAGUUCUUCAGAAGCUUCCAAGUUGAGCUCCAAGAGUGCCAAGGAGUGGAGGAACCGGAGGAAGAAGAGGAGACAGAGGGAGCACUUGGAGGGAAACCACAGAGCCGAAGACAGGUUUCCCAAGUCGGAAUCUGAAGACAGUGUCAAGCGAAGAAGCUUCCUGUUCUCCCUGGAUGGGAACCCGCUGACCGGCGACAAGAAGCUGUGCUCUCCUCAUCAGUCUCUCUUGAGUAUCCGUGGCUCCCUGUUUUCCCCAAGACGCAAUAGCAAAACGAGCAUUUUCAGCUUCAGAGGUCGGGCGAAGGACGUGGGGUCUGAGAAUGACUUUGCCGAUGAUGAGCACAGCACCUUUGAAGAUAGCGAGAGCAGGAGAGACUCACUGUUUGUGCCGCACAGACCUGGAGAGCGACGCAACAGUAACGGUACCACCACUGAAACGGAAGUCAGGAAGAGGAGGCUAAGUUCUUACCAGAUUUCGAUGGAAAUGCUGGAGGAUUCCUCUGGAAGACAAAGAGCCAUGAGCAUAGCCAGUAUCCUGACCAACACCAUGGAGGAACUUGAAGAAUCUAGACAGAAGUGUCCACCAUGCUGGUAUAGAUUUGCCAAUGUGUUUUUGAUCUGGGACUGCUGUGAUGCAUGGUUAAAAGUGAAGCAUCUUGUGAAUUUAAUUGUGAUGGAUCCAUUUGUUGAUCUUGCGAUAACAAUUUGCAUUGUGUUAAAUACACUGUUUAUGGCCAUGGAGCAUUAUCCCAUGACCGAGCAGUUCAGCAGUGUGCUGGCUGUGGGAAACCUGGUCUUCACUGGGAUCUUCACAGCCGAAAUGGUCCUUAAAGUCAUUGCCAUGGAUCCCUAUUAUUAUUUCCAAGAGGGCUGGAAUAUUUUUGACGGAAUUAUUGUUAGCCUGAGUUUAAUGGAGCUCGGCCUGGCAAACGUGGAGGGGCUGUCUGUGCUUCGGUCCUUCAGACUGCUACGAGUCUUCAAGUUGGCAAAAUCCUGGCCCACACUGAAUAUGCUCAUUAAGAUCAUCGGCAACUCGGUGGGCGCACUGGGCAACCUGACCCUGGUGUUGGCCAUCAUCGUCUUCAUUUUUGCCGUGGUCGGCAUGCAGCUCUUUGGAAAGAGCUACAAGGAGUGUGUCUGCAAGAUCAACGAGGACUGCAAGCUGCCGCGCUGGCACAUGCACGACUUCUUCCACUCCUUCCUGAUCGUGUUCCGUGUGCUGUGUGGAGAGUGGAUAGAGACCAUGUGGGACUGCAUGGAGGUCGCGGGUCAGACCAUGUGCCUUAUUGUGUUCAUGUUGGUCAUGGUGAUUGGGAACCUUGUGGUUCUGAACCUCUUUCUGGCCUUAUUGUUGAGUUCUUUUAGUUCAGACAACCUUGCUGCUACAGAUGAUGAUAAUGAAAUGAACAACCUCCAGAUCGCAGUGGGAAGGAUGCAAAAGGGGAUUGACUAUGUGAAAAUUAAGAUACGGGACUGCUUCCGAAAAGCAUUUUUUAGAAAGCCAAAAGUGAUAGAAAUUCACGAAGGCAACAAAAUAGACAGCUGCAUGUCCAAUAACACAGGUGUUGAAAUAAGCAAAGAGCUUAACUACCUUAAAGAUGGCAAUGGAACCACCAGUGGUGUAGGUACCGGAAGCAGCGUGGAGAAAUACGUAAUCGAUGAAAAUGACUACAUGUCAUUCAUCAACAACCCCAGCCUCACUGUGACUGUGCCCAUUGCUGUGGGAGAGUCUGACUUUGAGAAUUUAAAUACAGAAGAGUUCAGCAGUGAGUCAGAACUGGAAGAAAGCAAAGAGAAAUUAAAUGCAACCAGCUCUUCUGAAGGAAGCACAGUGGAUGUUGCUCCACCCCGAGAAGGUGAACAAGCUGAAAUUGAACCUGAGGAGGACCUUAAGCCAGAAGCUUGCUUUACUGAAGGAUGCAUUAAAAAAUUUCCCUUCUGCCAAGUAAGUACAGAAGAAGGUAAAGGAAAAAUCUGGUGGAAUCUUAGGAAGACUUGCUAUAGCAUUGUGGAACACAACUGGUUUGAGACAUUCAUUGUGUUCAUGAUUCUCCUCAGUAGUGGCGCUUUGGCUUUUGAAGAUAUAUACAUUGAGCAACGAAAGACAAUCAAAACCAUGCUGGAGUAUGCUGACAAGGUUUUCACUUACAUCUUCAUCCUGGAGAUGCUUCUAAAGUGGGUGGCCUAUGGAUUUCAAACCUAUUUCACCAAUGCCUGGUGCUGGUUGGACUUCUUGAUUGUUGAUGUUUCUUUGGUUAGCCUAGUAGCCAAUGCUCUUGGUUACUCAGAACUUGGUGCCAUCAAAUCCCUACGGACACUGAGAGCUCUCAGGCCACUCCGAGCCUUAUCCCGCUUUGAAGGCAUGAGGGUGGUUGUGAACGCUCUUGUUGGCGCAAUACCCUCAAUCAUGAAUGUGCUACUGGUAUGCCUCAUCUUCUGGUUGAUCUUUAGCAUCAUGGGUGUGAAUCUGUUUGCUGGAAAGUUCUAUCACUGUGUUAACAUGACUACGGGCAACAUGUUCGACAUGAGUGAAGUCAACAAUUUCAGCGACUGUCAGGCUCUUGGCAAGCAAGCCCGGUGGAAGAAUGUGAAAGUCAACUUUGACAACGUUGGGGCUGGCUACCUGGCGUUGCUGCAAGUGGCCACAUUCAAAGGCUGGAUGGAUAUUAUGUAUGCAGCUGUUGAUUCACGGGAUGUCAAACUGCAGCCUGUAUAUGAAGAAAAUCUGUACAUGUAUCUAUAUUUUGUCAUCUUCAUCAUCUUUGGGUCGUUCUUCACUCUGAAUCUAUUCAUCGGUGUCAUCAUAGACAACUUCAACCAGCAGAAGAAGAAGUUUGGAGGUCAAGACAUCUUUAUGACAGAAGAACAGAAAAAAUACUACAAUGCAAUGAAGAAACUUGGCUCCAAAAAACCUCAGAAGCCCAUCCCUCGGCCUGCAAACAAAUUUCAAGGGAUGGUCUUUGACUUUGUAACGAGACAAGUGUUUGACAUCAGCAUCAUGAUCCUCAUCUGUCUCAACAUGGUGACCAUGAUGGUGGAAACGGACGACCAGAGCAAAUACAUGACCCUGGUUUUGUCCCGAAUCAACCUGGUGUUCAUCAUCCUCUUCACUGGGGAGUUCCUGCUGAAGCUCAUCUCUCUCAGAUACUACUACUUCACAAUAGGGUGGAACAUCUUUGACUUUGUGGUGGUGAUCCUCUCGAUUGUAGGAAUGUUCCUUGCUGAGCUAAUAGAGAAGUAUUUCGUGUCCCCUACCCUGUUCCGAGUCAUCCGCCUGGCCAGGAUUGGACGAAUCCUACGCCUGAUCAAAGGCGCCAAGGGGAUCCGCACACUGCUCUUUGCUCUGAUGAUGUCCCUUCCUGCCCUGUUCAACAUCGGCCUCCUGCUUUUCCUGGUCAUGUUCAUCUAUGCCAUCUUUGGGAUGUCCAACUUUGCCUAUGUUAAAAAGGAGGCCGGAAUUGAUGACAUGUUCAACUUUGAGACCUUCGGCAACAGCAUGAUCUGCCUGUUCCAAAUCACCACCUCUGCAGGCUGGGAUGGACUUCUGGCCCCCAUCCUCAACAGCGCACCUCCCGACUGUGACCCUGAUGCAAUUCACCCUGGAAGCUCUGUGAAGGGAGACUGUGGGAACCCAUCUGUGGGGAUUUUCUUUUUUGUCAGCUACAUCAUCAUUUCCUUCCUGGUUGUGGUGAACAUGUACAUCGCUGUCAUCCUGGAGAACUUCAGCGUUGCCACUGAAGAAAGUGCAGAGCCCCUGAGUGAGGAUGACUUUGAAAUGUUCUACGAGGUCUGGGAGAAGUUCGACCCUGAUGCCACUCAGUUCAUAGAGUUCUGCAAGCUCUCUGACUUUGCAGCUGCCCUGGAUCCUCCCCUCCUCAUCGCAAAGCCAAACAAAGUCCAGCUCAUUGCCAUGGACCUGCCCAUGGUGAGUGGAGACCGCAUCCACUGCCUGGACAUCUUAUUUGCUUUUACAAAGCGGGUCUUGGGUGAGAGCGGAGAGAUGGAUGCCCUUCGGAUCCAGAUGGAAGAUCGGUUCAUGGCUUCUAAUCCCUCCAAGGUCUCUUAUGAGCCCAUUACCACCACUCUGAAACGCAAACAAGAGGAGGUGUCUGCUGCUAUCAUUCAGCGUAAUUACAGAUGUUAUCUUUUAAAGCAAAGGUUAAAAAACAUAUCAAGUAAAUAUGACAAAGAGACAAUCAAGGGGAGGAUUGACUUGCCUAUAAAAGGAGAUAUGGUUAUUGACAAAUUAAACGGGAAUUCCACCCCAGAAAAGACGGAUGGGAGUUCCUCUACCACCUCUCCUCCUUCUUAUGACAGUGUAACAAAACCAGAUAAGGAAAAGUUUGAGAAAGACAAACCAGAAAAAGAAAGCAAAGGGAAAGAGAUCAGAGAGAAUCAAAAGUAAAAAAAGAAACAAAGAAAUGUCUUUGUAAUCAAUUGUUUACAGCCUCUGAAGGUAAAGUGUCUGUGUCAACUGGACUCUAGGGAGAGGUCCAUGCCAAACUGACUGUUUCAACAAAUACUCAAGGUCAGUGCCUAUACCAGACAGUGACCUCUGUCACUGCCACUCUGUGAGACAGGGUAUCAACAUUGACCAGAGGUUGCUGCUUCCAUUACCAGCUGACACUGCUGAGGAGAACUCCAUUGUGAAAGUGACCAUCAUCACGCCACCAAACACCAUUAGUACAACACGCCUGUCAUCUAUUUUUAACAUUCACAUUUGCCAUAUUUUUACAAAAUCUGUCCCGGUGUAUCUUCCUGGUCCCCACUUCAUAGUCUGUUCAUAAUAUUAUGUCACUAUUUUUGUAAAAUGAAGUUGACGUUAAGGGAAAAUAUAUAUAUAUAAGAAUCCCAUGUUGCUAAGUCCACAAGUUUCUCCAGUAAUUAUAAAAAAAUAUUUUGCCUGAGAGAUGAAAUUAUUGCUCAAAACUAAGAGAAAAUUAAUUGUAAUGUUAACAGUUUC
Molecule: messenger RNA, 6830 nt
Organism: Grammomys surdaster
Lineage: Eukaryota; Metazoa; Chordata; Mammalia; Rodentia; Muridae
Gene: Scn3a
Product: sodium voltage-gated channel alpha subunit 3
Exons: 27
Coding region: 420-6272 (1950 amino acids)
Biological process (GO): neuronal action potential; membrane depolarization during action potential; sodium ion transmembrane transport
Cellular component (GO): axon; voltage-gated sodium channel complex; plasma membrane
Molecular function (GO): voltage-gated sodium channel activity
Source: RefSeq, a predicted model, not a curated record